AUGCCAUGGACCCGGAGCGUCGGGUGCAGGCGGCAGCAUCUGCACAGCGGGGGUGCAUCCAGGACACAUCAACACAGACCUCAACAGACAAGCCAUAGGCACAGUGCCGAGCCUACCUCUCCGCGCUGUGACGCCCAUCAUGCGCUCGACGACUUCAAGGCGGCCGACUCGGGGGGCGUCUACGUGGUUCUGUACGCGGUGAUUGGGACGCCCAUCAAAUACGCGCAGGAUCCGGCGCUGGCGACCAAGUCGUGGGAGUGGACAGAAACGCAGCUCUCAGAAAAUGGACUCCUUAGUUUGGAUUCAAUGCCGCGUUGA
Molecule: messenger RNA, 318 nt
Organism: Akanthomyces muscarius
Lineage: Eukaryota; Fungi; Ascomycota; Sordariomycetes; Hypocreales; Cordycipitaceae
Exons: 3
Coding region: 1-318 (105 amino acids)
Source: RefSeq, a predicted model, not a curated record